Messenger RNA from Loa loa (African eye worm), 2251 nucleotides. Its product is annotated as tyrosyl-tRNA synthetase. The record is from RefSeq and is a predicted model, not a curated record. Lineage: Eukaryota; Metazoa; Nematoda; Chromadorea; Rhabditida; Onchocercidae. The transcript is spliced from 13 exons. The coding region runs from base 104 to 2227 and encodes 707 amino acids. Gene Ontology annotation, molecular function: tyrosine-tRNA ligase activity; ATP binding. Gene Ontology annotation, biological process: tyrosyl-tRNA aminoacylation.
UGAGGUUGUUGUCGAGGGUUCGCGGGGUUGCAGGGUUUUCUCGAAAUUGUUUGCCCAAAUAGUGACAAUUUGUAGUUGUGGGAGCGAAUUUCCGGAUGCAGGUAUGACAGACGAGGAUAAAUCCAGUGUGAAAGUUGAUACUGAUGGAUUAUCGGAAGAAGACUUGCGUCGACUAAACCUUAUUACUAGGAAUUUGAAGGAAGUGUUGGGAUUGGAGAAAAUUACAAAACAGUUAGCUUCGAAAAAAAAAAUUCAUGUCUAUUGGGGCACGGCGACUACAGGAAAGCCGCAUGUAGGGUAUUUUGUACCGAUAAGAAAAAUUGCUGACUUCUUAUCCGCGAACCUAAGGGUGACAAUACUCUUUGCUGAUUUGCAUGCUUUUCUGGAUAAUUUAAAAAGCACUUGGGAACUCCUGGAUAAUCGAGUAUUAUAUUAUGAAAAAGUGAUCAAAGCACUGCUUACGGCACUCCAUGUACCGUUGGACCAGCUACACUUUGUUAGAGGAACAUCCUAUCAGUUGUCGAGAGAAUAUACGUCUGAUUUGCUUCGAUUGUGUAAUAUUGUAACAAGGAGAGACGCUUUACGUGCCGGUGCUGAAGUAGUAAAGCAAGUAGCAUCACCCUUACUGAGCGGUUUACUUUAUCCGUUGUUACAAGCCUUGGAUGAACAGUACUUGAAAGUUGAUGGUCAGUUUGGUGGAAUAGAUCAAAGGAAAAUUUUUAUUCUGGCCGAGGAACAACUUCCAAAACUAAAACUAGGUAAAAGGUUUCAUCUUAUGAAUCCUAUGGUACCUGGAUUGCAAGGAUCGAAGAUGAGCAGUUCAGAAGAAAAUUCGAAAAUUGAUUUGUUGGAUAAAGCAGAUGUUGUGCGAAGAAAGAUCGAUGGGGCUGUCUGCAGCCGUGAUUCGGAUGAAAACGGAGUGCUAGCAUUUUGUGAGCACGUUUUAUUUCCAAUUAUUUCACCAAAAUCAGUCAGUUUUGAUGGAAAGGACUAUGAUAACUACAAGGAUUUAUUUGAAGGAUAUAAUACAGGAGGGAUUUCUGAAACUGGCUUGAAAGAGACUGUUAAGGAGUUCAUUUGUAAAGUAUUGGAGGAAGUACAGAAGAACUGUAUGAACGAAGAAAUGCUGUUAUUAUUGGAAAAAGGAUAUUCCAAAAAUAUAUUUGAUAACAGUUUACCACAUUUUGCUAGUCCUGCAAUUGAUGGCAUCACUCUGAAUGAUGAAGAAGAGCAGAAAUUCCGAGAAAUCAUUCAUGAUGCCGAGUUAGUCAGUGGUGAAAUGUGGCUUAAGAAACGAAUCAAAGAGAAUAGUUUAUUACAUGUUGUUUAUACGAUAGCGCCAAAAGGUCGCUUUCACCUGGGUUUUGUUAUUCCGCUUUUCAAAUUGAAGAAACUGCAAUUGCUGGGAAAUAUUUCGUUAACAAUAGUUUUGGCUGAUAUCGAUGCCUUUUUGGAUAAUGAGAAGUGCCCAUGGAAUGUUCGAGAAGCGCGUUGUAAUUAUUAUACUGUGAUUUUGCAGCAGAUCUUUAGUCUGCUUGACUUGAAAGAUGUCAAAAUUGUUUGGGGGUCGAACUAUCAAUUGGAACCGGAGUAUACUUUGGAAGUGUAUCAGAUGGCUUCAAAAGUAACACGAGAUGAAGCAUCCAUUCUGGACGGAGUGACACUGGGCUCAUUGUUACCACCUUUGUAUUUUACCAUUGACCAUUACCGUAUGGAUGUUGAUAUUGUCGUUAUGGGUGAGGAAAUGCGUCCUUUUUCGAAGUUCUCUGAGCAGAUGAUUCAGCGACGCGGACAACAACCCCGCGCACAUUUGUUAGUCCCAGUUUUACCAUCUAUGUCGGGCAGUAAAAUGUCUGCAUCAGAUCCUGAAUUCCAUCUGGAUCCUCUGGAUACAUCGAAACAAGUUAAGCAGAAAAUUGCACGUUCAUUUUGCGAACCCGGUAAUUUGAAAGGCAAUAUCGCUUUUGAACUUGCAAAACGUUUUGUAUUCUCAUAUUUUGGAUCAAAGUUGGUAAUCGAACGUUCGGAAGAAAACGGUGGAAAUAUAGCAAUUAAUGGUUGUAAUGAACUGGAAAGAAUAAUUGUGGAUGGAACUUUGCAUCCUGCAGAUUUAAAGGCAGUAAUUGUAUCUAAAAUCAAUCAGUUCUGCGACCCCAUUCGGACGUGUUUUAUCACUAAAGCAAAGUUAGUAUCUGCAGCAUUCCCCAAUAAAAAAGGUAAAAAGUAGUUUUGCGGAUAAUUUAAGCGGUGC